ACGAACGUCCAAGCAAUCACCUCUUCGGAGGAAAUAUGAUGGAAACAUCCCCAAGUAAGCCAUGGAAUCAUAAAUCACUUGGUCGUUGGCCAGACCAUUAUUGGUCGGUCUUGUCAUCGUAAAAAAGUAAAAAAAAAAUAGAAAUGUGGUCCACGUUCAGAAAACAUGACAACUCGAAGAAACGUGUCGAUUUGGAAACGUUGGCCGAAGUACCGGGACGACUUCCUUUCAAUUUGUUCCACCGACCGAAAGAGAUCAUUGGUCCGGCGAAAGAGAACCGCAGCAACUCAUCGGGAAAGAUUUCCAGUGCUGGGAAUAAUCGUUCCUGUCGGAACCGGCCCAAGGUUAACCUGUUUCCGCAGAUAUCGUUGACCGAUUUAAGCGAUAAGGACUUGAACCAAGUGGUAGAUUAUAUGUACUCUUCGGAUUGGAAGGAGGCUUCGGCUUACUGCGCUCGAGCUAGUUGCACAAAUCUAGGCGAAAUGCAUCAAACGAUAACGAUGAUUGAUGGAACUGACAUUAAGGAUACGUUAUCGGAUCGGUUCAGAAGACGUUCCGACAAAGUUCCGUACUUCGAUCUGCCCAGCUCGGAUGUGGAUUUACAAAAGUGGUACAAAUCUGUAGUGUAGUGGAAAAUUGUUUUGUCUGAAUAUAGUUUAAAUGUGGCACAAUGUCACAAUAAAUCCUA
Molecule: messenger RNA, 688 nt
Organism: Aedes albopictus (Asian tiger mosquito)
Lineage: Eukaryota; Metazoa; Arthropoda; Insecta; Diptera; Culicidae
Exons: 2
Coding region: 144-629 (161 amino acids)
Source: RefSeq, a predicted model, not a curated record